AUGAGCGGGACAUCGCGCAGCCGCGCCGCCGCGCCGCGCGAGCAGAUCGGCGUGGCAAAUAGGAGGCUCGGCGGGGACGAGCUGCUCGACCUGCUAGGCCUCCGUAGCCGCCGGGAUGUGGAGAACGUGGACCCCGAAGCGGUCGUUCAUAAGGCUUCGAGGGAUCCGGCCGCGCUCGCCAGGGCGCUCCGGGACGAGAGCGUGACGACGUGCGCGCACAUCGCCAGGAACGGUACCGGCAAUCGAUCCAGACGGCCGAGGCUGCUGCGGGCGGUGCACAGGGGACACGAGAGGCGAGCGACGUCGUCCACGUUGUACUGCGGCGAGUGCGAGGACAGACUGGUGGCGAAAGGGCUGGUGGACCCCGAGCGGGCUCCCGCGCUCGCUCCGCCGCGUGUGUCGGCGAGAGGUCCGGCGCGUGUGUCGGCGAGGACCGAGACGGACCCUCCACCGUCGGAGGAGGAGGAGGGGUUCUCGGAGGAGACGGAGCGGAUGCUGAAGGCGAGGAGGCGAAGCAGGUUGGCGCUGCUCGAGGCGCAGCUCGCGCUCGUGAAAAGGAUGGAGGGUCGCGACACCGCCGAGUCCAACGCGGAGUCCAACGCGGCGCCGACUACGCCGGCGCGGGAGCAACCCGGGGAGGUACCCGAGCCGAAAGACUCCGAGCGCGCCGAGCCGGAGGGCGCGGUGUCGACGCAUACCCCGCGGAGAGCCGGGACCCGGCGGAAGCCGCGGACGCCGAUCGCGUCUCCCGGGGCGGACAGGAUGCACGAUGCGCUCGUGGCCGGGUCGAUGUCCGACACCUCGCUGCUGGCGGACAUAGAGCGACUGAUGCGAAUGUCCUCCUCGGCGGAUGCCGCGCCGGCAACCCCGGGGGAGGUUUACGAGUUGAGCCCGUCUCCGUCCAGAUGA
Molecule: messenger RNA, 909 nt
Organism: Micromonas commoda
Lineage: Eukaryota; Viridiplantae; Chlorophyta; Mamiellophyceae; Mamiellales; Mamiellaceae
Exons: 1
Coding region: 1-909 (302 amino acids)
Source: RefSeq, a predicted model, not a curated record